Manis pentadactyla (Chinese pangolin) is the source of this 993-nucleotide messenger RNA. RefSeq names its product Sad1 and UNC84 domain containing 5 (gene SUN5). Lineage: Eukaryota; Metazoa; Chordata; Mammalia; Pholidota; Manidae. Gene Ontology annotation, cellular component: nuclear envelope; meiotic nuclear membrane microtubule tethering complex. Gene Ontology annotation, molecular function: protein-membrane adaptor activity. Gene Ontology annotation, biological process: nuclear envelope organization. The record is from RefSeq and is a predicted model, not a curated record.
AUGGCGGUUCUGGCCACGGCCCACCAGAACCUGUGGGCCAGGGAUAACAACAAGGGUGUAGCUACUUGCUGCUCUCCUGUGUCCUCUGCAGCCUGGAUCACCCGCCUGGCCUCCUUCCUGAGAACUCAAGUCCACCAAAUUCUAUUCAACACCUGCAGAUGCAAGAUUCUCUUCCAGAAGCUCAUGGAAAAGACAGGUGUUCUGGUCCUCUGUGCUUUUGGAUUCUGGGUGUUUUCUAUGCACUUACCAACCAAAGUGCAAGUCUGGCAGGAUGGCAGCAUAAAUACUCCACUGCAGAGCUUGAGGAUGUACCAGGAGAAGGUGCAACAUCACACUGGGGAAAUCCAGGAUCUCAGAGGUAACAUGAGCCAGCUUAUUGCCAAGCUCCAGUUGAUGGAAGCCAUGUCAGAUCAGGAGAAAAUGGCCCAGAAAAUAAUGAAGAUGAUACAAGGAGAUUACAUUGAAAAGCCAGACUUUGCCCUCAAGUCUAUAGGGGCCUCCAUCGACUUUGAGCAAACGUCAGCCACAUACAACCAUGACAAGGCUCGCUCCUACUGGAACUGGAUCCGCCUGUGGAAUUAUGCACAGCCCCCCGACGUGAUCCUCGAGCCCAGCGUGUCACCUGGCAACUGCUGGGCCUUCUCGGGUGACCGUGGCCAGGUGACCAUCCAACUGGCCCAGAAGGUCUACCUGUCCAACCUGACCCUGCAGCACAUCCCCAAGACCAUCUCCCUGUCAGGCAGCACGGACACCGCCCCCAAGGACUUCGUCAUCUAUGGCAUGGAAGGCUCCCCGAGGGAGGAGGUAUUCCUGGGGGCAUUUCAGUUUCAGCCAGAAAACAUCAUUCAGACGUUCCAACUCCAGAACCAGCCUCCCCGGGCUUUUAGUUCUGUCAAGGUGAAGAUAGCGAGCAACUGGGGGAACCCGCGCUUCACCUGCCUGUACCGAGUGCGAGUGCAUGGCUCUGUGACACCCAGACAGAGGCCUAACUAG